AUGCUGGCAGCUUCCAUCUGUCGCGAGGUUCACUUCACGGUGUUGUCCGGCACGACCAUGGCAUCGCGCGUACCACGUUGCCUGUUCGGCAAGCCGAAUUCCCGUGAAACGGUGGAGAUGCUACAGGAGGCACUGGACGUGGAACGGAGCAGAUUCGCGAAACGUUGGGGCGUCGAUCCGUGCUCGGAGGACAAGGAGAACAAUUACCAGAGGAAGCACGUACAGGACAAACACGAGCCGUCGCCGAAGAAACGUUGCAAUCCGUAUUCCAGACAGACCAAUAUUCACGAUUACUGGCGAGCCCGAAAAGUGUGCGAGGUGAAUAAAAAGCCCCUUGGAUCGUCGCUGGAUACUGGAAAGCAGCAGACGGAUGCCACGAAAACGGCCAAGACGAUCGUCAAGUCGUCGAAAAAAACUGCCCAGAAUUGA
This is a messenger RNA of Dufourea novaeangliae, 429 nucleotides long. RefSeq lists its product as uncharacterized. The coding region runs from base 1 to 429 and encodes 142 amino acids. The transcript has 2 exons. NCBI's taxonomy places the organism in Eukaryota, Metazoa, Arthropoda, Insecta, Hymenoptera, Halictidae. The record is from RefSeq and is a predicted model, not a curated record.